Molecule: messenger RNA, 993 nt
Organism: Cercopithifilaria johnstoni
Lineage: Eukaryota; Metazoa; Nematoda; Chromadorea; Rhabditida; Onchocercidae
Source: the annotation of a GenBank genome assembly
AUGCUCUUCAAUUUAUCGUUGCCGAAAGUGAGUGAAGAACGAAUGGAACCAUGGGAUUUAUUAAUAGAAGAAGCGGUUAAGAAACAGAUAGCGUCGAAUGUACAAAUCCAAGGAGCGAACGCCGAACAAAAAUUACAGAAUCCUGUAUCUCCAAAAAAAAUAUGGAUGAGACGACAUAUAAUGGAUCAGACGGAUGGAAAGCUGCCUGAAUAUUCGGAACGCAACAAAACUUUCUCUCAAUCAUCCGAUUUGCCAAAAAAUUUGAUAAAUCGUACCGGCAAAAAGCUGCACAAUUGUUCAGAAUGUGGAAAACGUUUUUCUCAUUUAUCGGAUUUUAAAAAGCAUAUGCGGAUUCAUACCGGCAAAAAUCUGCACAAUUGUCCAGAAUGUGAAAAACGUUUCAUUUCUUCAUCAAAUUUACAAAUUCAUAUGCUGACCCAUACGGGUGAAAAACCGCAUGGUUGUCCAGAGUGCAAAAAAAAUUUCUCUCAAUUAGUACAUUUGGAAAGACACAUGAGGAUUCACACCGGUGAAAAGCCUUAUAAUUGUUCAGAAUGUGAAAAACGUUUCUCUGAUCCAUCGAAUUUGAGAAAACAUGUGAAGAUUCAUACCGAUGAAAAGCCGUAUAAUUGUUCAGAAUGUGGAAAACGUUUCUUUGAUUCAUCAGCUUUUAAAAAACAUAUGAGGAGGAUUCAUACCGAUGAAAAACCGUACAGUUGUUCAGAAUGUGGAAAACGUUUCUCUGAUUCAUCAAAUGUGCAAAUUCAUAUGUUGACUCAUACCAAUGAAAAACCGCAUGGCUGUCCAAAGUGCAAAAAAAAUUUCUCUCAAUUAGCGCAUUUAAAAAGGCAUCUGAGGAUUCACACCGGUGAAAGGCCUUAUAAUUGUUCAGAAUGUGAAAAACGUUUCUCUGAUCCAUCGGCUUUUAAAAAUCAUAUGAAGAAGGUUCAUACCGGUGCAAAGUCACAUGGUUCUUCCGUAUGCCAUAAAUGA